GGACCUUAGUUGUGUUUUGGAUUUUGUCUCCUUGUGCGAUUGACUUUGACACCUCUGUCAUAGCAUGUCUGUAUUCGAUCAAGGACGAUAAAUAAAGCAAAUAAAGUCUGGAGGUUUGAGAUCAGAUUCACUGACACUCUUUUGGGCUGCUGUUUAACUUUUUAUUAAAAAAAAAUACUAGAUUUAAUAUGAUGCAUUCAAUCUGCAAGAAAUGUGUAGGAAAAAAAAACAAACCUCUUCACUUUUUGCAUAACAUGAGCUGUCAUCUCAGAGGUGCAUACAAAUACAGAUAAUCAGAUUUGGGGAGGGACGACUCCACGGAUGUUAAGGUGGGUUCCCUCCCCCAUGGGUGUGUCCAAACGCCGGGAGACCUCAGCCUAUCCACCUGCACAGUCCGCUCCUCUGCUCACUUGAGCGCCGCAGCGCACGGCUGAAGCAGCGCGCCUCCGCCGCCUGUCCACACGAACAACUCCUCUUUGUUUUGUCGCGUCUCCCGGUGGGGAAAUACCGAAUCGGCUUAUGCACUUCAGCCACCACUCCAACUUAAAGCAGGGCAAGUUGAUUGAGGGCUCCUGAGCUGCGUUUGGUGGUGGGAUAUUUGCGUAAAAAGCGCUUUCGCGGAUACGCCUGCGGACACUGGAACUCACAGUCUGGGUGGAUAUUUUCUCUGAAGCGCAAAAUUCACUGGAAGUGAAGGACCUCCUCGCCUCUACCAAACGGAGGGACCAUGCUGGAAAAAGUGUCCUUGCUGCUGGCUCUGCUGGCCUCUUCAUCUGGGGGGGCGCCUCCCCCCAACGAGCCCCUCUCCGCUCCCAGAAUCUUCUUGUCCUUUAAAGAGUUAAAGUCAACGGACACAGCUCACCACUUCUCCUUCCUGCUCAACUCCACUGACUAUCGGAUACUCCGCAUGGAUGAGGACCACGACCGCAUGUACGUGGGAAGCAAAGACUACAUCCUGUCUCUGGAUCUACAUGACAUUAACAAGGAGCCACUUAUAAUCCACUGGCCUGUUCCGCCUCAGAGGAAGACGGAAUGUGUCCUGUCAGGGAAAGACACCAACGGGGAAUGCGGAAACUUCAUCCGUCUGAUUGAGCCGUGGAACCGGACCCACCUGUAUGUGUGUGGAACAGGCGCGUACAACCCCAUCUGCACAUACGUGGACAGAGGACGCAGGUCACAGGGGUUCUACUCUUCACUGGUUCCCCAGUCAGGAGGGAGAACAAGUCGAGCAACAGACACCAUCCCUUCAUCAGAGCCUUUGAGCUCAGAGGAAUAUAUUUUCCGGCUUGAACCUGGCAAAGUGGAUUCUGGGAAAGGAAAAUGUCCGUAUGACCCCAAACUGAACAGUGUCUCUGCUUUGAUCAACGGAGAGCUCUACGCCGGAGUCUACAUUGAUUUCAUGGGAACAGACUCUGCUAUCUUUCGUACUCUGGGGAAGCAGACAGGCAUGAGGACGGAUCAGUACAACUCCAGAUGGUUAAAUGAUCCCACCUUUGUCCAUGCACACCUCAUCCCAGACAGUGCUGAGAAGAACGAUGACAAACUCUACUUCUUCUUCCGUGAGAAAGUCUCUGAGAUGGGUCAGAGUCCCAUGACCCAGUCCAGGAUUGGACGGAUCUGCCUGAACGACGACGGCGGACACUGCUGUCUGGUCAACAAGUGGAGCACGUUUCUGAAGGCUCGGCUCAUUUGCUCCGUGCCCGAAGCUGACGGCACCGAGACGCACUUUGACGAGCUGAGAGAUGUGUACAUCCAGCCAACUCAAGACACCAAGAACCCAGUCAUCUAUGGAGUCUUCUCAGUUUCAGGGUCUGUGUUUAAAGGCUCAGCGGUCUGCGUCUACUCCAUGGCCGACAUCCGCAUGGUCUUCAAUGGGCCGUUCGCCCACAAGGAAGGACCCAACUACCAGUGGGUGGCGUACGCCGGGAAGAUCCCCUACCCUCGACCUGGGACAUGUCCGGGAGGCACUUUUACCCCCAACAUGAAAUCCACAAAGGAUUACCCGGAUGAGGUUAUCAACUUCAUGAGAAACCACCCCACCAUGUACAAUGCUGUAUACCCAGUCCACAAGCGCCCCCUGGUGGUCAGAACCAACGUGGACUAUGAAUUCACCACUAUUGCUGUGGAUCAAGUGAGAGCUGCAGAUGGGAGCUAUGAGGUCCUCUUCCUGGGUACAGAUCGAGGAACAGUCCAGAAAGUCAUUGUCCUCCCAAGAGACGAUCUGCAGAUAGAGGAGGUGGUCUUGGAAGAGGUUGAAGUGUUUAAGGUUCCCACACCCAUAACCACCAUGAAGAUUUCUUCAAAACGACAACAACUGUAUGUGGGGUCAGUGAUGGGUGUGACUCACCUGGCUCUCCAUCGCUGUGACGUAUACGGGGAGGCCUGUGCCGACUGCUGUCUGGCCCGGGACCCCUACUGUGCCUGGGAUGGCAAAUCCUGCUCCAGAUAUUCAGCCUCACAGAAGAGACGAAGCCGUCGACAGGACGUUAAAUAUGGAAACCCCAUCCGCCAGUGUAGAGGUUACAACUCCAACCCUAACAAGAACACCCUGGAGACAGUUCAGUACGGGGUGGAGGGAAGCACGACGUUUUUGGAGUGUCAGGCUCGGUCGCCUCACGUGUCUCUAAAGUGGCACCUGCUGAAGGAAAACAGUGACAGAAGGAAAGAGAUCUCCUCAGGAGGCCGCAUCCUGAAAACAAAUCAAGGUCUUCUGAUCCGCUCGCUGCAGUCCUCUGACAGCGGGACCUAUCAGUGCACAUCCACAGAGAAAAACUUCAAGCACACCCUGGUGAAGCUGCAGCUGGUGGUCCUCUCAAAUCGCAUGGUCAACAAUGCCUUGGUGGACACCAGCAAUCCGGCCCUAUCCCCCCUGCAGUCCAGCCCCUGGCCCCCGAGUGCCAACCAGUACAAAGACCUGCUAACGCUCCUCCACCAGCCGGAGAUGGAUCUGAUCAACCAAUACUGCCAGAACUACUGGCAGAUCGGAGACAGCGGCCUUGGAGACGGCAAAGCCAAAAACCUGAAGGAGCUGAAAGAACAGAAGAAGCCUCGCAACCGCCGGCAUCACGGAGAGCAGACGACUCCAGCUGAAACAUGAGGAGCUCUGACUGCAGCUCGCCGCACUCCAACACCUCCUUCUUCUUCUUUAUACACAAACUCCCUCCACUCCAGCCCUCCGUGGAGCACAGUGACUCCAGUCAAACCAUAGAUGAUCAGAAACAGUUGGGAAAAAAUACACAAUAUUUAUUGUAGGUUGUAAAAAGUAAUUCUUUGUACCUAUCCAGACAACAUGUUUUUGUGAAUAGAUAAAUCUGUGCAAAUACUAUUGUUAUAAUAUUA
This is a messenger RNA of Oryzias melastigma (Indian medaka), 3339 nucleotides long. It is a transcript of the gene sema3fa, whose product is annotated as sema domain, immunoglobulin domain (Ig), short basic domain, secreted, (semaphorin) 3Fa. Gene Ontology annotation, biological process: axon guidance; negative chemotaxis; semaphorin-plexin signaling pathway. The transcript is spliced from 19 exons. Bases 728 to 3097 code for a protein of 789 amino acids. NCBI's taxonomy places the organism in Eukaryota, Metazoa, Chordata, Actinopteri, Beloniformes, Adrianichthyidae. Gene Ontology annotation, molecular function: semaphorin receptor binding; chemorepellent activity. The record is from RefSeq and is a predicted model, not a curated record.